Molecule: messenger RNA, 1668 nt
Organism: Castor canadensis (American beaver)
Lineage: Eukaryota; Metazoa; Chordata; Mammalia; Rodentia; Castoridae
Gene: Eid2
Product: EP300 interacting inhibitor of differentiation 2
Biological process (GO): negative regulation of DNA-templated transcription
Cellular component (GO): nucleoplasm
Molecular function (GO): transcription corepressor activity
Source: RefSeq, a predicted model, not a curated record
ACUCUCGCGUGGACACGCGUAAUCGCACCGUCCCGUUAUUCCAGUUUUUCUGGGAACCACCCCCCCCCGACCAAGCCUAGCCGACCCUGCGGUCCGAGAUGUCCCAGCUCCCAACAAACACUAGUGUCCCGCAGACGGGCGCGGCGAGUGGCGACAGCGGUGUCCCGCAGGCGGAGGUAGGCGGCGGGAGGCGGGAGCCGACCCCAGCGCAGCCUGAGGAGGUCCGGGGAGGCCCGAUGGCGGCGGCCAGGGGAGGCCGGAUGGCAGCGGCUAGGGAAGGCCGGGUGGCGGAGGCCAGGGGCGGCCUGGCGGUGGCGGCGGCCAGGGAAGGCCCGGCGGCGGCGGCUGCGGCGGCGGGGUCCAGGGACGCCCGGAUGGUGGAGGUGGCGCGACUGUUGGGGGAACCGCUGGAGGAGGAGGCUCCCGAACCCCGGCCGCGGUCCAGAUCGAGCAUCGCCGGGGGCCUGGCCGCGCUACCCUACCUCCGCCUUCGCCAUCCUCUGAGCGUCCUGGGCAUCAACUACCAGCAGUUCCUCCGCCACUACCUGGAAAACUACCCGAUCGCGCCGGGCCGGAUCCAGGAACUGGAGGAGCGCCGCCGGCGGUUCGUGGAGGCCUGCCGAGCCCGCGAGGCGGCUUUCGACGCCGAGUACCUGCGCAACCCGCGGAGGGUGGACUUCGACAUCCUCACAUUCACCAUCGCGCUGACCGCGUCCGAGGUCAUCAACCCGCUGAUUGAAGAACUGGGCUGCGACAAGUUCAUCAACAGAGAGUAGAGGAGGGAGGGGACGCCGCGACAAGGCCAGUGUGUUGAGAAGGCUGGGGAACAGCAUCCGAAAAGAGAGAGGGGACUGGGUGCCGCUCAGUGGUUACGGCGCUUGCCUGGCACGCGCCGGCUUCCGUCCCCAGCGCCGCACCCAGAUGCCCAAAGCGCACCUGUGACGUCCCUUUCAGUUUGUGGUUGAUCCAGAUUCUUUCCCCCUUCCUCCGCCUUAUGGAAAAUGCCCUUCAACGUGAUUUCGUUAAAAAGUAAAUGGAUGGCUUUUGUGAAAUUGAGACUUGGUGAAGAAACAUUGCCAAUAAUAGAGGUUAUGAUGGAGGAAGAAGACGUAAUAGUGAGAGCUGCUUUAGGAUCAGAAGGCUAUGGAAAGGAUUUGACGUUGUCAGAAUGUGUGCUCCCUUCAUGGAAGUCAGAUUCAACAGAAGUUUGUAGUGUAAGACUGGUUUUGUGUUUCCUGAGGCAUUUCAAAUAGCAAGCAAAGGAAAUAUUGUAUAUAUUACAUGAUAAAUCGUGUUUUCAAAAAUGCUAAAUCGAUGGAUAUUUUUCUUCUCUUUCAGUUUUUAAUCUAUAAAGGCAUGAAUCUUUGAAACCAUUUGGAAUUUAUUCUGAGGAAAACUAUGAGGUAAGGACCCAUCUUUUCUUUAAAGAUGGCUACCUAGUUGUCCUAACACCAGUCCAUCCUGUCCCCACUAAUUUUGUUUUAAUCUGCUUUUUCCUGUAUCAAAACUGUGGUUUAGAUUUUCUGACUAGCUCUAAAUCUGCUAAUGCUGAAACUGCUCGUUAUAUUUUCUACAUCAACCUCCAAGUUACCUUAUUUUAAACAAAAUAUUUUUUAUUUUUUUUGCCAGUACUUGAGACUCAAACUCAAGGCCUUACACUUACUAGAC